AUGGGUUCAAAACGUAAGAAGAAGGAAAAACAAAAGGACUUUGUUAAGGCUAAAUUAAAGGUUGGUAAAACUGCGCAGAAACCAGACAACUAUACUGAUACUUCAUUUAAAGCAAAAACAAUAUCAUUACCAAAUCAGUCAAUUGCAUCAAACGUCAAAUCAAAAUCAUCUGGUUCAUCAGGAACAUCUACAUCAUCAUCUGGUUCAGAUAAAGUAUCUUUAGCUGCUUUAAAUCAUCAAUUAUCUUUGACUAAACAUCAUUCCCCAAAUACUAGAAAGGAAGUUUUGUUAUAUUUACAAACUCAUUUACCUGCCAAUCCGUCAUAUUAUAAGAAUAUCAUGACUAGUAUUCUCCCGUUAAUUCUUGAUGAAGACAAAGAUGUACGGAAGGCGUUAAUGGAAUUGAUCUCAGCUAUUGCGGCCAAGCAACCAGGAUUGAUAGAUUUACAUUUACGUUCAAUGAUUUUGUUCAUUUUAUCUGCCAUGAGUCAUAUCGUACCAAAUAUCAGAACUACUAGUACUCAUUUCUUAAAAAUAGUGGUUGAAAAUAGUCAUGGUAACUUACUUAAUUCAUAUUUUGUUAAAGUGAUGAGAAAUUAUUUUGUAUUGAUGGGAUGGAGUUUAAAUGAACAAGAUUCUGCUCUGAAAAGUGUUGCUAUAACGAAUUUAAGUUUAAAUGCCAUGAAUGCAGGAUCUAAGAUAGCAAGAGUUGGUCAUUUACAAAACUUGAAUAAAUUCUUACUGAAGUCUUUACAAUAUGAUGACGGUAAGGAUUCAGGAGAACUUCAAAUGGAAGUUAGUAUACAUCCUCAAAGUUAUAGAUAUUUGCUCAACAAUACAAUUCAACCAUACCAACCAUUGAAGUUGUUUGUGAAUGAGUUUAAAAGUGAUCUUCAUAAUACAGAUGGCAUUUCAAUGUUGGAUCUAAAUUCAAUCUCAACAGAAGAUUUGGAUACCAGAAAGAAAAUCAUGAAUGAUGUAUUCAAACCACUCUUGAUUAAGAAUUUAAAUGCAUUUGUUAAAGAAGGUGGUGAUAUCGGAAGAGAAGCUAAUAACUGUAUCUCCAUCAUCAAUGAAACUUGUAUAGAUAAAGAAUGA
Molecule: messenger RNA, 1098 nt
Organism: Candida tropicalis MYA-3404
Lineage: Eukaryota; Fungi; Ascomycota; Pichiomycetes; Serinales; Debaryomycetaceae
Exons: 1
Coding region: 1-1098 (365 amino acids)
Biological process (GO): rRNA processing
Cellular component (GO): nucleus
Source: RefSeq, a predicted model, not a curated record